AGGCACCUCUCCUCCACCCACCUUCCAAGAGCAAUGGAUCUCAGAGUGAUCUGCACGCUCUCCGCCAUCCUCGUCGUAGCCCUCAGCUCCGUGGCAGAGGGAAAGACAUUACCAACGAGAUGCCAGUGUAAACUGGCCCCCAGGGAGCGGAGGAACUGCGGCUACCCGGGAAUCUCAGCAGCAGAGUGCAAGAAAGCUGGAUGCUGCUUCAACGCUUCAGUCCCCGGCGUUCCCUGGUGCUUUGCUCCUAAACCAAAGAGAGUUAGGAAAGUAUGUCCCAACGACUCUUACGCCAGGAUAAACUGCGGCUUCCCCGGCAUCACAGCUAGGGACUGCGAGAGGAGGGGGUGCUGCUUCAGGGCACAUCCCGCUGGUGUCCCCUGGUGCUUCUACCACCGCACUGUGGAGGAAGGUUGUUAAAAGAGGAACUUCCAUCAAGAACCUUGUGAUCUUUUGACCUACUCCCAGAAGAAACAACAGCCAGUGGUCCCAAUUCAGACUUUACAGUUUGCAACAGCUAUGAUUUGUAGAUCAUUUUUACCUUGGGAUUGACUCCUUCCUGAUGAAAAGUUACUUGCAGCUUUUUUUCCUUCAGUAGGCUAGUACUGUGCAGGUUUUCACCAUAAUAAAAGAACUAAGACACA
Messenger RNA from Calidris pugnax (ruff), 644 nucleotides. RefSeq names its product trefoil factor 1-like. The transcript is spliced from 4 exons. NCBI's taxonomy places the organism in Eukaryota, Metazoa, Chordata, Aves, Charadriiformes, Scolopacidae. The coding region runs from base 34 to 420 and encodes 128 amino acids. The record is from RefSeq and is a predicted model, not a curated record. Gene Ontology annotation, biological process: maintenance of gastrointestinal epithelium.